Messenger RNA from Cervus elaphus (red deer), 478 nucleotides. It is a transcript of the gene DEFB119, whose product is annotated as defensin beta 119. Gene Ontology annotation, biological process: antifungal innate immune response; defense response to Gram-positive bacterium; defense response to Gram-negative bacterium. The transcript has 2 exons. NCBI's taxonomy places the organism in Eukaryota, Metazoa, Chordata, Mammalia, Artiodactyla, Cervidae. The record is from RefSeq and is a predicted model, not a curated record. The coding region runs from base 138 to 380 and encodes 80 amino acids. Gene Ontology annotation, molecular function: lipopolysaccharide binding.
UCUGAUAUAAAUCCUCUUCUGCUGUAAUUCACUGCCCACAGUCCUGCCAAUAAAAACAAGACUCAUCCCUGCAGAGGAUAGCUCUAUUCUCCAUAGCCUGCAGCACAACCACAUCCUUCUCCUGUGACCUUCCAGUCAUGAAGUUUAUUUUCCUGUUUCUUGCCAUCCUUCUGGCCAUGGAACCAGUGGUAUCAGAGGAAGAAUGUUGGAUGAAGGGAAAAUGCCGGUUGGUAUGCAAAAAUGAUGAAGACAGUGUCACACGCUGCUCAAAUCGUAAACGGUGCUGUAUCCUUAGUCGUUAUUUGACAAUCGUACCAAUGACAAUUGAUCGAAUGCUCCCUUGGACCACUCCUCAAGUGAAACAAGAAACAGAGAGUUAAGGCCAAACUUGUCAAUACAGGGAAGAUACAUGGAAAUCAUGGAUAGAAAUGACUUUGUUUCCUGUUCUUUAGUUCCUACAUUCCAUUAAAACUUGCAA